AUGAAAUCGAGGCAGCGUAAACAGUACUCCAGGAACAUGAAAAGAUCGGAUGACAGUGAGAGGGAAAAGAGGAGAAAGAGGCGGAGGCUUCUACAGGAACUGGGAGAACAGAGGAUUCCCUACCUUUCUCCCACAGACCCAGGAUUCCAGGAACUGUGGGAAUCCAGUUAUGCAGGACUGGCUUUACGCCAGUCUGGUACCCUCCCAGACGGUCUCCACGAGAAGGUGCAGUCUGCUCUGAUUACUUUUCAGCGCCGUGGCUGCCUCCUCAGAGAUCUCGUUCGUGUUCGAGACAGAGACAUCUUCACGGCCGUUUCACGGGCCCUUGUGGGUCAGCCGGGCUACACGUACCGUUAUCUGGACACCCGUCUCUUCACUAUCCCCUGGCACCGUGAGGUUGGCGAUGGCCAGAGAGAUGAGAAAGAGAAACUCUGCUGUGACUCUGACCUGAGGGAUGCUUGCAAAGCAUUAUGGGAGCUCAAUCAGUUCUUUUGCACAGAUGUGCAACAGCAGACAAAAGUGAGAGGCGUCAAACGUUCUCUCAGUGAAACCGAAAACAGUGAAGACACACCAGGGGAGGGGACGUGUGAAGAGAGUUUUAAGGACAGGUUACAUGAGAAGACUAAGGAGGAAGAGCAGAGGAAAGAAGAGGAGGCAGAGGAAGCCGACAGCGGUCAAGGCUGCUCACAUUCCUCAACUACCUCCUCAGCACCGCCCCCUGCUGUGAGCGGCCCGGUCCAGUUUAACAUUACUCUCAUCAACUAUAUGAACCCCACAGCUAUGACCCAACUGAAGGAAGAGCCAUAUUAUGGAAUGGGCAAAAUGGCAGUUGGUUGGCAUCAUGAUGAGAACUUGGUGCCUCUCUCACCCGUUGCAGUCUACAGCUAUAGCUGCCCAGCAGAACCAAAGAAUGAAGAAGUGACUGAGAAAGACGGGAAGGGAAAGAGUCAAGAAAAAGAGACAGAGAUGAAGGCUGAAGGAAUGAGUAAAGAUGAAGGAGAGAAGGACAAAGGUGAAGGUUCAAAGAAAGAGGAAGUGGAGAAAGAGAAGGCAUGUUGGCGUGUUGGACUGAAGGUAGCCUGGGACAUCCACACACCAGGCCUGGCCCUGCCUCUGCAGUCUGGAGAUUGCUACUAUAUGACAGAUGAUCUGAAUCGGACACAUCAGCACUGUGUUCUGGCUGGUGACACUGCUAGAUUCAGCUCCACACACAGAGUUGUACAGUGUUGUACAGGUACGCUGGACUACAUACAGAAACGUUGCUCGGAGGCCUUGGAAAAUUUACACACAGACCCAGCAAAUGACACCAAGAGCCUGCGUUCCCUCCUCCCCUCCACCCUGCAACACAUUGAAGACAUCCACAAUGAGGUGGAGUUUGAAUGGCUGAGACAGUACUGGUUCCAGGGCCGACGUUACGCUCCAUUCUGCAGCUGGUGGACUAAACCGAUAGAAAAGCUGGAGAAAGACUGGAAGGAAAUGGAGCGAAUGACUCAGUUGCUGCUGGCUGUGGUGGAGGAUGAGAACACAGCACAGGAGAACAGAAGAGAGAUGGCAGACAUCUUACUGAAUGCCCUGACAGACAGACAGCAACACAGACAGACGUGGAGAGACAGAUGCCGGUCCAGCCUGGCUCAGACUUUGCCCUCCGAAGAAGCACCUGUUGACCGACCCUAUUGGAGUAACGAAGAUCCUGACAUGCCCUUGCCCUUUGACCUCUCUGACAUUAUCAACCGUGUUGAGUCACUUCUCUGGAGGAUGUAAAGAUGGUGUGAGUGAAGGAAAGAGAGAGAAUGUUAUGGGGUGGAUGAUAGGAUAAGGUCAUUAUGGAGAGACCACAGGUGACAAAGUAAACAGUACAACACACACCUGGUCAGUUUCUCUUUACCUGGCCUAUUCCACCUGAUUGAAGACCAACACUCUCCUACACACAACAUUGAGGUCCACUCUGAUGGACAGAGGGAUACCUGGAUGAAGGGAAUAAUACAGGGGAACAUCUUGAUAGGACAUUUUCUUUUCCUGUUUCCAUCAUUUACUAUCACAUUAACAAAGUCUGUAGUGUUACAAUGACCGUGCAUAGACGCAUAUCAGUAGUGGCAUACAAUAACUAUCCAUAAAUAUACGUAUAUAUCCAUGUAUGUAUGUAUUAGUUCAGUUCUCCAUAUAUCCUUUUCAAGCUUUUUUGGACAGCCAUCAUAUAGAUGUAAACAUUAUACACAGUUCACUUCUCCUCUGUGUGUGCAUGUAUGUGUUUGUCUGCGUGCCAUCUUUUGAGGGGAAAAGUAUUUGUAGAUGGAAUCCCAGUUAAAAAGGAUCUGACAUUAUGGGGUGAGAUUUAUGACAUCAUUAACAGGUGCCAUAGGUGUGCUGUUGCCUUUUGCUGGGCAUAUUGUCUGAGGAUUUAUAUGAAUAUGCCCAAGUGUGUUUGAGCAUUUGCUUGUGUGUGACUGUUUGAGAAGGUACAGUUAAAGUUGUUAGUCUGACAUUGUCAGUGAUGUUUGUCUAGAAAGGUGGAUGAAGGUGUGCGGUACGCAUUUGUAAGUAAUUGUUUAAGACUGUUUUAUUUCUUUGUGCAGUUGAAUAUGAGGGUGUGUGUGUGUGUGUGUGUGUGUGUGUGUGUGUGUGUGUGUGUGUGUGUGUGUGUGUGUGUGUGUGUGUGUGUGUGUGUGUGUGUUGAAUAUAUGUGUACAUAAGAUGUUUCUCUCCCAAGAUGAGUAGUGUUUAUAGGCAGCUCUUGCUGAACUCUUCAAGAGAACUUACACCCCAUGCGUUGCAUAAUUCUCGCAGCUCAUUGGCUCCUAACCGUUCAAUAAUGCCUGCCUAUAUCUGAAAUGCUGCCUGUUUCGAGAGGAAUGCACUUGAACAUCUUUAAAUGAAUGAAGGAUGAAGAAAAGCACUCUUAACAUCCUCUAAAUGAAUGAAGGAUGAAUGAAAAGGGAUGAAUGUUGAAGCCUCGCAGCUUUCUCUUUCUUUUUAAGGUUUUUCUAUGUCAUCAGUGUUAAUGUAGAAGAUCCAUAUUAUAGUAUUUGAAUAAGAUGCUUAAAUGUGUUUUAUACUUUUGAUGAUUUAGAGUUGUCAUUGGUUGCCAAAUAUUGUGUUACUGCUGAGUAAAUGCUGUGAGGUUGGUUUAUAUAUAUAUAUAUAUAUAUAUAUAUAUAUAUAUAUAAUUUCUUUCAUUGUGUUUUUCUGUAUUCUUUCUCCUGAGUGCCACAAGCCCUACUGCUUUUCUGAAAGCAUUGUGUGUGCAAAUAACUAGUUCAAAUAGAAA
Messenger RNA from Xyrauchen texanus (razorback sucker), 3265 nucleotides. RefSeq names its product alpha-ketoglutarate-dependent dioxygenase FTO-like. The transcript has 10 exons. Gene Ontology annotation, biological process: regulation of multicellular organism growth; RNA repair; DNA alkylation repair. Bases 1 to 1761 code for a protein of 586 amino acids. NCBI's taxonomy places the organism in Eukaryota, Metazoa, Chordata, Actinopteri, Cypriniformes, Catostomidae. The record is from RefSeq and is a predicted model, not a curated record. Gene Ontology annotation, molecular function: mRNA N6-methyladenosine dioxygenase activity; ferrous iron binding; broad specificity oxidative DNA demethylase activity.